Coregonus sp. 'balchen' is the source of this 558-nucleotide messenger RNA. NCBI's taxonomy places the organism in Eukaryota, Metazoa, Chordata, Actinopteri, Salmoniformes, Salmonidae. The record is from the annotation of a GenBank genome assembly.
UUUGACCUCUGCCUGGAUACCAGCGUUUUUAGACAAUCUUGAUGCGGUCACUGAAAAAGUGGAUGAUGACGACUUCCAGAAGAUGAUUUCAGUUAAACUAAUCCAGCUAAUAAUUAUAUCAAUAUGGCCGUCUGAAGUUUGCCUCUUUGACUCUCAGAAACAGAAUGGAAACUAUGACUAUGGCCAUGCAUAAUGUGAAGGGAUAGGUAUGCCAAUGUUUCUACUCUAGGAAGACCAGUCCAGUUUUUUUUAACUGACUCCUUGAUUCAUUAGUUAAAAUGGCUUAUCGAUCAGGCAUUGUUGACUAGCAGCUCCAGGUGCUGGGGCCCAUGUCUCGUGUGGCCACUUGAUGACAUCACAAAGUGGAGAGUCACCAAAAUCAAUACACUGUCAGCACUGAUGGACUCCAACGAUGGACUCAUAGGAAUCAGCAAAAGUAUAUUUGGGGAAGAGACAUUUGUACUUUGUGCAGGUCUCUCUCUGUUGAUGCAUUUAGAGCAAGGCAAUCAUCACAAAAUACUUGGACAUGUAGAGGUAACUCCUUGGGACGCUUUGAGU